AUGCUCCUCUUCAGCAUCAUUUCCGCAUAUGCGGCCCUCUGCCUCUUUCUGGCUUGGAACUAUAGGCAAUCAGCGACGAUCGCCGGGUCGGAUGGCCAGCAUUUCCCCAGAAACGCGCAACCUGACGCGUCGAGUUCUCGCGUGAUCACCCCAGAGGUAUCAGAGCUCGUACAAAGGCUCAUGAAGAAAGGAGACAUUCGCGGUCUGGCUGUCGGCGUCGUGCGCUGGUUGGAGGAGCCCAGCGCGUCAAACCCAGACGUCGAAUUCGGCUCGUGGGGGAUCAUGUCCGAGCAAGGCGCCAACGUGACUCCGGAUACCCUCUUCAACAUCGGCUCUUGUUCGAAGGCCUUCCUAGCGGUUUCGAUGGGCGUUCUCAUAGAAGACUUUCGACUCGGCCGCAAUAACACCGCACUGCCGCCGGGGCUCAACGAACUUACCUGGGACACGCGUCUCGCGAGUCUGCUCUCCGCCGAUGAAUGGGGGCUUACGGAUGAAUGGGCUACGAAGGAAGCUAACAUAGGCGACAUUCUGAGCCACGUCUCCGGGCUCCCUCGGCAUGACUUCGCUUGGGGCUACACCGAUUCUGUGGUUGACAUCGUGAAGCUCACCCGAUACCUGAAGACAACCCACGGGUUGCGGCAGCAAUGGGACUACAACAACCAGAUGUACAUCCUUGCGGCAUACAUCAUCGAGCGCUAUGCAGGGAUGCCGUACAGCCAAUUUGCGAGUGAACGUAUCUUCGAUGUACUUGGCAUGAGUGCGACGACGUUCAGCCCUUCGGUAGCAAAGCGAUCCGGACACUUGAGCCAUUCGUGGUCGCACAAUGGGAGACGCAUUCCGAUGUGGUUCGGAUCCAAUGCGACCGAGAUGCUAGCAGGUCCCGGGGGCGUCAUCACGAGCGCAAGAGACAUGACGAAGUGGAUAGUUGCUCUCGUUCCCGGAGUUACAAGUCUACACCCGCAAGACAAUUCUCUCCCCUCUCGCAUUCUCAUGGACGUCACCCAAGCGCGGUCAAUUGUCAAUGGCCGCUCAUCCGCACCCGGCUUCUCGAUGGUUGGCUACGGCAUGGGCUGGUUCCGGCAGACCUAUCUUGGGCACGAGCUCGUCUACCACGCCGGCGCCGCUCCGGGGUUCAGGGCGAAGGUGAUCCUUCUGCCAUGGAAGCGUGCAGGGGUGGUAGUGAUCGUCAACAGCGACGACACUCUCACGUUCUACGAUACCAUCGCCACCAACCUCGUCCACAGCAUCCUCAGGCUCCCUCUGCUUCCGGAAUCUGAACCCCUUGCACCCAUGGUCGACACGAGACACGCCGGGGUGCUGCCUCUAGUGCGUGGAGACGCCCAAACAGGCGCGAACGAUGCACUAUCACCUGGCGGAACGCAAGCACCUUUCCGCGCAACACAGAGCGCCCCGCUCGAUCUCAAGGCAUACGCGGGGACGUACACGAACGGCAGCUACGGCAACCUCACAUUCUGCGCACCCUCCACCACAUCCGCGUACUGCGCCCGCGUCCAUGCCGCCUUCGCCCUCACGCACAACGGCACGCUCACCCCUGUGCUACUCUCGGAGUGGACGUGCCUGAUCGCGUCGCACGUCCGCCUCACGCCCCUGCGAGACGCGCGAGCGCCAGGUACCUUCCGGCUGGACACGCACUUCCUGCUCCCUGAGGGGUACGGAGAGGACCGGUCUCCGUUCGACUAUGAGAUGUUCUUGCCUCACGAGUUCGGAUAUUACACGCAGUGCGCGAUUGGGGAGGAGGGUGGGGACGAAGGUUGUGGGGUGUUCUUGACGGCGGAGGCGUAUAUGGACGUGAAGGAGGGCGCGCCGCUGCGUGAGCAGGCGGAUGUGUGGUUCGAGAAGGUCGCGUAA
Trametes versicolor FP-101664 SS1 is the source of this 1869-nucleotide messenger RNA. RefSeq names its product beta-lactamase/transpeptidase-like protein. The record is from RefSeq and is a predicted model, not a curated record. The transcript is spliced from 6 exons. The coding region runs from base 1 to 1869 and encodes 622 amino acids. NCBI's taxonomy places the organism in Eukaryota, Fungi, Basidiomycota, Agaricomycetes, Polyporales, Polyporaceae.